Messenger RNA from Colletotrichum navitas, 1755 nucleotides. RefSeq lists its product as uncharacterized. Bases 1 to 1755 code for a protein of 584 amino acids. The transcript has a single exon. NCBI's taxonomy places the organism in Eukaryota, Fungi, Ascomycota, Sordariomycetes, Glomerellales, Glomerellaceae. The record is from RefSeq and is a predicted model, not a curated record.
AUGUACCCAACCCCGGAACAAUCGGCCAUGUCCCCGGAAGACAUGCGGGUCCUCCGCGAGCUCGCCGGACGGUACGGGUCGGGGAGCGUGGAGAACACUCUCCGUCAUCUUGGCGGCAACAACAACAGUAACCACACGGCGCUUCGGCCGCCGCCCCAACACCACCACCACCACCACCAUCACCACCACCAGCAGCAUCAGCAGCAGCAACAGCAAAUGCAACAGCAAUAUCGAGACACCCCCGAGCGGGAUUCGACCUUCUCCACAUCGACUUUCGGCAGCAACCAGAGCGCGCCGUCCCUGACGAGCUCCGGCCCUUGGAGCAACUCGGACGCCUCCCUCUGCGGUUCGGACGUCGCCUCCCUGGCCGGCAGUUUCGACGGCGGACAGCAACAGAAGCAGCAGUCCCAGGACGCCUGGCAAGGCGACGGCGACAACGACAUCCCCUUCCUCUUCUCGCCGUCGGCGACGCCCUCCCUCUCCGGCACCGAGUGGGAGGACCGCCACAUCAGCGAGCACCUCUCCACCCCGGCCCGCGACAAGACGGCCGCGGCCGCCGUCCGGUCCCCUUCCCGCCGCAAGCCUAUCGAGUGCCCCUUGUGCGCCGUCUACGACGUCCGCGUCGGCUUUGGCCGCAAGAGCGACUUCAAGAAGCACCUCCAGAACUUCCACAACACCGACUGCGUCUGGGCCUGCCCGCAGCGCGGGUGCCGCAUGGUCCUCGACUUCGAAAAGGCUUUCGUAACCCACUACAAGAUCGACCACGGCAUUGUCCACCCGCCGCCCGACCGCGUCAGGGUCGAGCUCUGCGCCCAGGUCGUCUUCGCCUGCGGCUUCCUCGGGUGCAAGGAAGUCUUCGAGGCUGCGGACGACAGCGGCGCAUCCGCCGCCGCCGACAGGUACUUUGACCACCUCGCCGGCCACUUCGACACCCGCAGCACCAGCGGCGGCAGCGGCGGCGCCUCCCCGUCGGCCGAGUGGGCCUAUUACCACCAGAUACAGAACCUCCUGCGCCAGCGCGCCCUCAAGGACGAGUGGAAGCACACCCUCUGGGACAAGACGGCGCGCAACCAGCUGCGGUGGCAGCCGCGGUCGUCGGGCGACCUCAAGAAGCUCCUCGAGUGCCGGCACCUCGCCGACGUGCCCCGCGUGCUCCACGCCGCCUGGACCCUCGGCCAGUCCUCCUUCUCGUCCCCCGAGCACCCGCCGCCCCCCGUGUUCCCCGGCCCCGCAACCCGCCCGCUCCGCCAUCACUGUCCGCUCACCGUCGGCGGCCACAACGAGCUGCACCGCGGCUCCUUCGGCCAGCACCGGUCCGUCCUCCACACCACCCUCGCCACAGUCUCGCACCCGCCGCCCCGCUCCGUCCCCGACGAGCCCGACUCCCUCGCCUACCCCCACCCCGGCACGCCUCUCGCCCUACCCGAGCAUGACCCCUGGUCCACCGACGUCGUCCUCGGCCCCCGUAACGAUGAACUGUUCGACGACGCCGUCUUCUACGCCGAUGGCGGUGGUGGCGCCGCCGGGUCGCCGGAUUCCAUCACACCUUGGGACGACGUCCAGUCGCUGGGCGGCUUGGCGCCGCGCCCGCAGCAGCGGGUGGCGGCGGACGACCGCGAGGCCUUUGGGGCCCUCCUCCAGCUCCCCCAGACCUCCUCAAAGCGGCCCGUCUCCUGGACUCACCGCCUCAAGCGCUUGUCCCGGUCGUCGCCGCCGGUUGAGAACAAGGCGCGCGUCCACCCCGCUUGGAUCUAA